Molecule: messenger RNA, 1797 nt
Organism: Clonostachys byssicola
Lineage: Eukaryota; Fungi; Ascomycota; Sordariomycetes; Hypocreales; Bionectriaceae
Source: the annotation of a GenBank genome assembly
AUGGAGAUCAAGUACACGUCCCUCAACGCGUAUCAGUCUGAGAUCAGGCUCCUCACAGUCGACCCGGGCAAGCCCAGGGACGAGCUGCGUUGCUCGCUCUCUGUGGUGUCAUUGAAUGCGAAGCCCAUAUAUGAAGCCCUUUCCUACGUCUGGGGCGAUUCAUCCAUCACUGCCGAUAUUACAGUCGAUGGAGUCUCGCACCCGGUCACUGCGAACUUGAAGUAUGCGCUCUGCGCUGUACGGGGACUUUCGAAACCGCGAAUCAUCUGGGUGGAUGCGAUCUGCAUCAACCGGGAAGACCUCCUCGAGAAGAACAGUCAGAUCCCGCUCAUGGCACGAAUCUACUCGGCGGCCUUCAAUGUCGUCGUGUCUAUUGGGCCAGGUAGCCCUAGCCUAGACUAUUUCGCGGACUGGGCGCAUGUCUAUCUUUCAAAGCGACCCUUCUCGUUCCGCUGGAUCCAGAGGAACGUCCUACCGGGACUCACCCCUUCGUCACGGGCGCAGAAGCGGAUUCGGGACGCCAAGUUUGUGCGAUCAGAGAUUACAUUCUGGAAGCAUCAGUACUUUCGGCGCAUGUGGACGGUCCAGGAGCUUGUCCUGGCCAACAAAACACCCAUCGUUUUGAUCGGGCAGAAAGCGGUUCUUCUCACGAGAGCCAACGACGACUGGAUGUCGUUGCUUGAAGAUUGCGAAGCUGCUUAUGCCAAAGCCUCCGAUAGUCGAUUUGUUGGCCGCAGGUUCAAAGAGGAGUUUAAGAACAUCCUGGAGCAGGUUCACGCUAUGAUGGAUCCGCCGGCCCUCCAAGAAGACACCAUCACGGCCUCUCCACGCCUGGUCCAGAUAUUCCCUCAGCAGCUAACUGCCACGGCGCACCGGGAGUGUUUUGAUCCUCGAGACAGGAUCUUCGCCCUGUACCCCUUGUUUCCCGAGCUCCAGGCAACUUACCCUGCCGAUUAUCGAAAGCCGCCUGAGCAGGUUGUCAUGGAUACAUUGACCUAUAUACUGGAGCACCACCCCUCCUUCUUCUCAAUCAUCUACAUAUGGCCGUUGCGACCACACAGGCUGGAGGAUGAAGGCUAUCCGACCUGGCUGCCUGACAUAACUGGGCGCCAGCCUGAUGGCUUCACAGGUUCGGGGUUCUACGAUGGUGCCCGGCAUGUCCGAUCGAGGCCGGUCAUCGAGAAUAAUAUUCUGUUUCUUGAUGCAUGGAUGGUCGGCAAAUGCAAGGUCGUGUUGCGUUUCGAUGACAGGGCAACGAGGAACCUGGAUAUACUACUCCAAUAUCUUGACGGAGAAAUGGAAGCAUCACUCCAAUAUGACUCUUGGGGCAUAAGAGAGCUGGACGGGACGAAGAUAAACCAGCGCAUAUCCUAUGCCUGCUACUAUCACGAUCACGUUGGGCCACCAGAGUUUCCGGAAGAGAAUUAUCGCCAAGUACAGGCAGAGCUUGAGGCUUGUGGCUACAACGACCUCCCGUGGCAGCGCCUCCCCAAGUCGCUGCAAAUUCUUGGGGAGAAGGCAGCGCGCCUGGCCGGCAAGGCCCUCUUUGUCACCCGCUCUGGCAUGAUUGGGAUCUGCUCGGAUAUGAUUGAGGAUGGAGACUACUUGUUCGUCUCACCCUCUCUGCGUCAGCCGAUGCCGCUCCGGAUCCGAGGUGAGUAUCGCGAUGGGAACGAUAGGCGAUAUGCGAGGCUUGUUGACUUUGCCUUUGUCGACGGUCUGAUUGGGGAUAGCAAGCACGGUGAAGUGGUGAAAUAUGUUGAGUCGCAGAAGCUUACAAGGCUUCGUAUUGGAUGA